Messenger RNA from Chara braunii, 2215 nucleotides. The record is from the annotation of a GenBank genome assembly. NCBI's taxonomy places the organism in Eukaryota, Viridiplantae, Streptophyta, Charophyceae, Charales, Characeae.
GUGUGUCUUCGAUUAGGACUUUUGCAAACCGAUGAUGCAUAUAAUCAAUGUAUAGAGACGGCCGCACUCCAUUAUAUGCCUGCAGAGGUUCGUAAAGUGUUCGUUAUGCUUCUGUUGUUUGGCCCGGUCAACGAUCCUGUUCAAUUCUUUCAACGACAUUGGGACAAAAUGUGUGAUGAUUUUCUGUAUCAUUCGGGCUCUCUAAUUCUUCCUCCGAUCGUUUUGCAAUGUUUGGUGCUCUUUGAUCUUGACCGUAUCUUGCACGAGUCUGACAAAAACAUUCGUCUGUUCGGUCUUUAUUAUCCGACCCCUGAUGGAGAAACGGUUGCCGACGACAUAAACAGGCAUUACGAGAACAGGACUGUGUCGUCGAUUGUAAAUGACAAGUUGACGUAUGAUCCGAUUGAAAUGCGAACUAGAUUCGAGUCUAAUUUUCGCCGUCUUCGGCCUCGCCAACGAGCGCUCGUGCAAAGAGUUGUUCGUGCCGUGGAAGAGAAACAACCGCUUUGUGCUUUUGUAGAUGCGCCGGCGGGAACAGGAAAGGUUUUUUGCAUAGAAACGAUUUUGGCGGGGAUCGGGUCACGUAAUGGUAUUGGACUCGCUGUGGCGUCCAGUGGGAUAGCCGCAACUCUUUUGACCGGUGGUCGAACAUUUCACUCGCGAUUUCGAGCACCUUUGAAACCUGAUAACACGCGUCCCUUCAAUAUUCCGAAACAGGGUGAUCUUGCCGAACUUAUCCGGCGUGCGGACUUGAUCGUUUGGGAUGAGGCUCCGAUGAGUAACAAGUUCCACUUGAAAGCUCUUGACAUUACGCUUCGAGAUCCCUGUAAUAGUAACCUUCCGUUUGGAGGGAAGGUUUUGCUUCUUUUUGGGGACUUUCGGCAGGUUUUGCCCGUUGUGAAGCAUGGGUCUCGAGCGCAGCAAAUUGAUGUCUCUAUCAAAAUGUCUCCUUUGUGGAAACUCUUUGAGGUUCAUUGCCUGACUGAGAAUAUGCGGAUCUUAAGCUUAGGGGAUGAUCCAAUGGCGCAAAUGUAUGACGUGUUUUUGAUGCGUAUUGGGAAUGGGGAUCAUAUUCAUUUUGUUCCUAAUGAGCCUGCCGCGGUCAAACUGCCGCAUGAGAUUUGCACUGAUAAACCUAUUCGUGAUUUGAUUUCCUGGACGUUUGAGGAUGUGUGUGAACAUGUUGGGGAUGCUGACUAUUUUUAUGCUCGAUUGAUUCUCUACGCCACCAAUGAUGAUGCGGGGUGUGUUAACGAUAUGGUUCUCAACGAUUUCCCUGGCGAGGUGCGUGAAAGUUAUAGUGUUGAUUACCCUGCUUCUGAUGAUCACGAACUUGCUAUCCAACAUGAGCUCUUAAAUUCUCUCAAUGAGUUUGGUCUUCCGCCUCACAAACUGCAAUUGAAAAUUGGUGCGCCUGUGAUGUUGUUGCGCAAUUUGUCGCCCAAACAAGGACUUUGCAAUGGCACAAGGUUAAUUCUUAAAAAGAUUGUUGACGAUGAUUUGUUGGAAGUGACCAUAAUGCGUACCAGUAAAACGACACUGAUCCCCAAAAUCGAUUUAACAAGUGAUGGUGAAACCACCGGGUUUAAAUGGAAUAGGAGGCAGUUCCCCAUCCGUCUUGCGUUUGCUGCGACCAUUAACAAGUCGCAAGGACAAACUAUCUCUCGUGUCGGGGUUUGGUUGCGCAAACCUGUUUUUGCGCAUGACCAGUUGUAUGUUGCUUUGUCGCGCGUUGGUCAUCCCAACAACAUUCGUGUUGUGUUGCCCGACAAAAAAUUUAUCACAAAGAAUGUUGUUUACUAUGAACUUUUACAAUGAUUUAUUCUCCUUGGUCGUAUAUAUCUCUUUCGGACGAGUUGACAGGACAUGCGCGUCACUUUUUGAAUGAGUUCUUCUCUUGUGUCGUAUAUAUCUCUUUCGGCUGAUCGGUGUUGAAUUUUGGUAAACUUAUUUUCUUUUUUUCCCCGCAGACGAAUUUGAACUGCACCAUACCUAUGAGACACGCGCUCAAACGAAAAAGAGGAAACAAACCGUCAAUAGCAAUACAACUGAUGAUGCUCUGAAUGUUACAUCUAGACAACAAGGGGCUCAGUCAAGGCCAUCAAGGAAGAGCAAAAAACAAGAUACAUCAGAUAAUGAAAAUGAACAUACUGGUGGCCAUGAUAUUCCGCGCGAUGAAGUUGAAGGUGCUCAUCAACAAACGAGCACCCUCGAG